This is a messenger RNA of Pieris macdunnoughi, 600 nucleotides long. Lineage: Eukaryota; Metazoa; Arthropoda; Insecta; Lepidoptera; Pieridae. The record is from the annotation of a GenBank genome assembly.
AUGACCCACGAUCCUGAAAAAUUUGAUUCUAUGCUUCUUGCUAUGGCGCAGCAACAUGAAGGAGGAGUUAAAGAUUUAUUGGAUACAAUAGUAGGAUUUCUAGCAAGAAAAACCGACUUCUUUGUUGGUGGAAAGGAAGGCGAAUGGGAAAAGGUGGUUAAAGAUACAUUUUACAAACAUUCCGCUAAGGCUAGAGAGGAGAAAGAGAAGAUAAAAAGAGAUAAACUGGAAGCUGAAAAGAGACUAAAGGAAAUACAACAGAAAAAAGAACAAGAACGUCUAGCUAAAGACUUUGAACCAGCUACUGUUACCGAAUUAACUGAUCAGGAGGCAGAAAAUUUACAAAAUGACCUAGAAAAAAAUAAACAGGGCAAGGAAGAAGAUGGCAGUGGUGAUAGUGCAUCAAAUGAUCCAGAAACUUCCACUGUACCGGAUGAAGAAGAUGAUCCCAAAGAAAAGAACAAGUUAAAACCUAAUUCUGGCAACGGAUGUGACCUAGAAAAUUACAGAUGGACACAAACAUUGGAAGAGGUUGAGGUAAGUCAGCUAAUUCUAAAGGCUGUCAUAGAAUAUAGGUUCUAUGUACCGAUAUGUAUGUGA